UUUUUGAAUGCUGAGGCGGGUUCGCAGUUUCGAACUGUUGCAGGCGGGAGCGGGAUUUGUGAGCUGCUGUUUCUGCUCUGCUUUUUAGGCAGAAAAUAAAAUACUAUUUAGUAGAAGCGAUAACGGUGAUAAUAUAAGUACAUAUUCCCCGAACCCGCACAAUGACGGGAGAGAAGAGUCUACAGAUAAAAGAGGCUUUUGACUUGUCUCAGAAGCCGCAUCAGAACCAUGCAAAGCUGGUGUCUUCUCUGAGAGCCACCUAUGAUAAGCUGGAGGAUAAAUCUAUCUUUCUGGAGGAGUUUAUUCACUACCUUAAGUACCCUCUAAUUGUCUACAGAAGAGAGCCUUCAGUGGAAAGAGUUAUGGAUUUUGUAGCAAAGUUUGUGGCGUCUUUUCAUAACUGUGAAAACGAAGAGGAGGAUGAGACUGAUGAGGAAAACUCUCCAGUGAAUUACUUGUUUAAUUUCCUGCUGCAGUCACAUACCGCUAAUAGCAUGGCUGUGAGGUUCAGAGUUUGUCAGCUCAUUAAUAAGCUUUUGGUGAAUCUACCAGAAAACGCUCAGAUCGAUGAUGACUUGUUCGAUAGGAUUCAUGACGCAAUGCUCAUCCGCUUGAAGGACAGAGUUCCAAACGUGCGAAUUCAGGCGGUUUUGGCCCUUGCCAGACUUCAGGACCCCAGUGAUGUCAACUGUCCAGUUUCAAACUCUUACAUGCACUUGCUAGAAAACGAUUCAAAUGCCGAGGUUCGUAGAGCUGCGUUAUCCUGUAUCGCUCCUUCAGCACACACCCUGCCAAAAAUUGUAGGUCGCACUAUGGAUGUGAAGGAACUUGUGAGAAAGCUAGCGUACCAGGUUUUGUCAGAAAAAGUUCACAUUAAAGCUUUGUCCAUUGCCCAGAGAGUGAAGCUUUUGCAACAAGGACUUAAUGACCGAUCAGAGGCGGUAAAAGAAAUCAUGCAGAAGAAACUUCUUCAGGCUUGGCUGAGAUAUACCGAAGGGGAUGUCUUAGAACUGCUUCACCGUCUGGAUGUAGAAAACUCUCCAGAGGUUGCCGUGUCUGCACUGAAUGCGAUGUUCUCUUUAUCUCCUGUCGAUGAGCUUGUUCAAAACUGCAAAAAUAUUGACGACAGAAAACUGAUCCCAGUGGAGACUCUAACGCCAGAAAAUGUUCUUUAUUGGAAAGCUCUUUGUGAAUACUUGAAAUCCAAAGGAGAUGAGGGAGAUGCAGCGCUAGAGCAAAUUUUACCAGAGCCAGCUGUUUAUGCUGAGUAUCUGUCAAGUUACCUUCAGAGCCUUCCUGUUCUUACAGAAGAAGAGAGAGCUGAUAUUACUAAAAUUGAAGACUUGAUGACAAAAGAAUUCAUAGGCCAGCAGCUGAUUUAUAUAAUAGGCUGCCUGGAUACCAGUGAAGAGGGAGGCAGAAAGCGGCUUAUUGCUGUUCUCCAGGAGAUCCUUGCUUUGCCUAAUACUCCGCCAUCUCUAAUAUCAUCCCUAGUGGAAUUGUUGCUUGUGAUUCUCAGAGAUGAUGAUCACAGAACUCAAACAGUAGCAGAAAUUAUCUCUGAGCUUCGAGAGCCAAUUGUCACCGUGGAAAAUCCUACGGACCUUGCAGCAUCUAGGAAGCUACAGUUAAAGCUUGCUGAUGUAAAAGUGCAACUUAUUGAAACCAAACAAGCAUUAGAAGACAGCAUAAAUCUGCAAGAUUUUAAUCGUGCAUCUGAGUUGAAGGAAAAAGUGGCAGAGCUGGAACGUCUGAAAACACAGCUGACCAAAGAAGCUGAACAGCCAGAAAUCAAAGAAAUGCGAGUGGAGAAGAAUGACCCAGAAACACUCCUUAAAUGUCUGAUUAUGUGCAAUGAACUUUUGAAGCACAUCUCUCUUUCCAAAGGUCUAGGAGGGACAUUGAAUGAAAUUACAGAAUCCUUGAUCCUCCCAGGAAUAACUAAUGUUCAUCCAUCCGUAAGAAAUAUGGCUGUGUUAUGCAUUGGAUGCUGUGCUUUACAGAACAAGGAUUUUGCUAGACAACACCUUCCUUUACUCCUGCAAAUAUCUCAGCUUGAUGAAGUUAAAGUGAGAACAAGUGCCUUGAAUGCUGUCUUCGACAUGCUUCUGCUGUUUGGCUUAGAAAUUUUAAAGGCAAAGCGAGAAAAUACAGAUGAUUCCCAAUGCAAAUCAGAUGAAGACACAAAUGAUGAAUCUGAGCACCAGGAACAAAAUACAUCCGAUGAAAGCAAAACUAGUGAAGAAGUAAAAGAAGAACUUUCUACUGUUAAUGGCAUCUUGCAACUAUUUUCAAGCUUCUUGGAUAGCGAGGUUUCAGAAAUCAGAACAGAGACGGCAGAAGGCUUGGCUAAACUCAUGUUCUCUGGAAGACUAAUAAGUGCCAAGCUGCUUUCACGACUAAUUUUGCUUUGGUAUAAUCCUGUGACUGAAGAGGACACAAAACUUCGGCAUUGUCUGGGGGUUUUCUUCCCCAUAUUUGCUUAUUCUUGCCGAGCAAAUCAGGAAUGUUUUGAGGAGUCCUUCCUUCCCACCCUGAAUACUCUGUUUAAUGCCCCGGCUUCCUCACCUUUAGCAGACGUUGAUGUUGCUAAUGUUGCAGAAUUACUGGUGGAUCUGACUAGGCCAAGUGGAUUAACUACAAAGAAUAAAGUUUUGCAGGACAAUCAAGGUCCCUCAUUGCAUGACAGCUUGGCAAUUAAAAUUUGCAAUGAAAUAAUAAAAGAUCCUACUUCUCCGGAUGCUCGUAUAUAUGCUAAAUGUUUAAGCUCUUUAGAGCUCCUUCCAGAAUAUGGGGAAGACCUUCUACUUCCACUCCUGGAUACAAUUUUGGAGGAUGUGACAGACAAGGUCUGUGAAAGAGCAAUAGAAAAGGUAAAAAUGCAGUUUAAAAAAUCCCAGAAUUCAAGAGAGGAGAGUGAGGUAUCCCAAGAAACAGGCCAUGCUGCCGAGCAGGAAGACGAAGGAAAACAUAAAGAUGAAACCGAGGUGUUUGAACAAAACAUUGAGAACGCCAAGCCGAAGCCUGGGAAGGGGAAAUCCAAUGCAGGUCGCAGGAAAGGGUCUACCACCACAAACAGACGAAAGGCCAGUAAAACGUCACAGCUGGAAUCUGGAAGUGACAAACCUGAAGACCCUACACCUGUCAAUACAAGACCGCCAAGAAGAGCAAAAACAGCCGCCAUGGAGAAAACCAAAAUGAAUCUUUCAAAGCUUCUUAAUGAAGAAGUCAAUUAAUAAAAAUAUUUCUCAUA
This is a messenger RNA of Spea bombifrons (plains spadefoot toad), 3253 nucleotides long. It is a transcript of the gene NCAPG, whose product is annotated as non-SMC condensin I complex subunit G. Gene Ontology annotation, cellular component: cytoplasm; condensin complex; condensed chromosome. Bases 162 to 3236 code for a protein of 1024 amino acids. The record is from RefSeq and is a predicted model, not a curated record. Gene Ontology annotation, biological process: mitotic chromosome condensation. Lineage: Eukaryota; Metazoa; Chordata; Amphibia; Anura; Pelobatidae. The transcript has 21 exons.